This is a messenger RNA of Gadus chalcogrammus (walleye pollock), 4941 nucleotides long. It is a transcript of the gene hand2, whose product is annotated as heart and neural crest derivatives expressed 2. The record is from RefSeq and is a predicted model, not a curated record. Gene Ontology annotation, molecular function: protein dimerization activity; RNA polymerase II transcription regulatory region sequence-specific DNA binding; DNA-binding transcription factor activity, RNA polymerase II-specific. Gene Ontology annotation, biological process: heart development; regulation of transcription by RNA polymerase II. The transcript has 2 exons. Bases 516 to 1199 code for a protein of 227 amino acids. Lineage: Eukaryota; Metazoa; Chordata; Actinopteri; Gadiformes; Gadidae.
ACAGCUGUGGAUGCCUAGUGUCUGCGUUCUGCGUUCUGACCCCACAUUCCGUUCGCGGCCCCUCUGUAUGCGUGCUAAGUUUGCCAAGCAAGAACCAAGUUGGACCUAUUGGAUUUUUUUUUGUAACUUUUCAGCCCUCAUUGACAAUCGUCCUAUUCCCAAUCAUUAAAGAGGCGUCUUUCUUGGAGUAAGUCUUUGGAUUGAAUUGGUGUGUUCGAGUACCUCUUUCUUCGCAUCGAGCGGCUGUAGAAGUGGAUAAAUAUGAUCCUAUUCUCUGGAGAAACAGUAACAUGUUACAGAUAAGUAGGGCAGAGUUUCAUUAAGGAGCUCCUUCAUUACGGUUUCUUAUUUAAGAAGACAAUACAUGAUCUAUUCUUGUCGUGCAGCCUAUUGCCCUUUUCGGCCACCUUGCCCAUGGGGACAUCCAACCCAAAAACAUUUCGAUUGGACCUGAACAGUGUGUAGUCCCUACUGUGCUGUGCCCGGUGCGUCCCCGCAGCGCUUCUCCUCUCACCAUGAGCCUUGUGUCGGGCUUCCCUCACCACCCGGUCAUGCACCACCACGACAGCCACUACUCCUUCCACGCUGCAGCGGGCCGAUGUCACGAGGAGACCGGAGGACCUCCGUACUUUACGGGCUGGUUGAUCAGCCACGCAGACAUGUCCCCCACCGAUUACGCACUCGCGCCCGGCUACAGCCCAGAGUACCUGGGAAACACGGCUUCUGCCGUCGGACUGGACCCUCAUCAUCACCAUUACGGGUCGGCUCUGGUCCCGGCCGGGAUCUCGGUGAACGGCAGCACGGGCAUGCACCACCACACGCACCCCCGGCCCGUGAAGCGGAGACCCACGGCCAACCGCAAGGAACGACGCCGAACUCAGAGCAUCAAUUCGGCUUUCGCCGAGCUGAGGGAAUGUAUACCGAAUGUACCGGCGGACACCAAGCUGUCUAAAAUCAAGACCCUGAGGCUGGCCACCAGCUACAUCGCAUAUCUGAUGGACAUUCUGGACAAAGACGGUCAGCACGGAGACACAGAGGCCUUUAAAGCCGACUUUAAGAAGACAGACGGGAAGGAGGAGAGGAGGAAAAGAGAAGCAGUGGAGGUUCUGAAGACCCCUUCGUCCGCAGUGGGGGACAAGAAGACCAAGGGCCGCACGGGAUGGCCCCAGCACGUCUGGGCCCUGGAACUCAAACAAUAGACACACGUUACUCACCGGCGGGCUCUUCUAAUGUACGAGACGGAAGGCGGGAACAUUCACAACCUUUUUUUGUUGUUUGAGAGUUGACAAAUUGCGCGGGACGUGUCGUUCAGCAGAAUGUGGCCCUGGCGCCAAAUCACGAUCAGACGGUCGGCUCCCCCUUCUCCAGGUCUCAUGCUUACUGCCUCCCACCACGUAAACAAAAGCGCGCGCAUACACACGCACAUACGCACGCACACGCACGCACACACACACACACACACACACACACACACACACACACACACACACACACACACACACACACACACACACACACACACACACACACACACACACACACACACACACACAAACACACAGUCUAUGUUCAGCUGCGUUAAAAGAUAGGCCUACAUGUAUGUGCAAUGUUUCCCUGGUGAAUGGAGUUGAUUGGGAAAGACUGAACCGACGCCUUCAUUCAAUGGAUGGAAGGACAUUGUCUUAAUUAACCGAUGUCGUUAAUGAACAAUUAUCUAUUAUAGUUGGAAAGAACAAGUCAUUUGUAAGACUACAGAUGUAUCAGUUGUUAAACUCCUCGUUGUUAUAUCGGAAUUCAUCCCACUAUAUUCGGAGUAAAUGUCGGAGGCGUCCCGGUGAUGGAGGUGUCAGUAUUAUCUGUGUUGUUGUCGUCGUUGAGUCGUAUCAGUAGGCCUAUUCAGUGGUGGAUUCUUUCAAAUACGUAUCUCCUGCCCACUGGCGAGGUCUAUAGCUGAUAAAUAGUCUAGGCUGUUGUUGGUUGUUAACAGUGUAAUUGAUACAAUAAAAAAAAGAGAUUUAAAAUAAUAUGUCUCCGUAAAUGCCCCGUUUCGCUACGCGGCAACUGGCGAGAACCACCAGCGGGUUAUUUGAAUUAAUAGCCUAAAUAUUCGGCCAUAUCUUUGUCAUUUGUCCAGAGCCUAACAAUGUCAUUUCACAAUUAAUUUAACAAUUUAAACAAUUAAAAUGUUAAAAUCCAGUUCAUUGUCUUGGCAAAUAUUGACGUGAAUAUAACGCUUAUAAUAAAUCGGUCAUCGAUUAAUUUCUUAAAAGUAGGCUUAUACAUUAUACUACUUUAUUAGAAAAUGUAAAUGUGUCCUGUCAACCUGCUACAAUCAUAAAUGUUUUUGUUAUCAUCGUUAAAUGUCAAGGCAAAAACAACCAAUCUUCAAACAUUAGUCAGGCAAUUAUAGUAGGACUACACGUUACAGUUAGGGAUGUGACCACCAGAAUAGAGAAUGUAAAAACAAUAGUGGGCGUGUUUUAAAGUAUUUUAAAGAUAGAUAUCCAAAUAUUCAACAGAACUGUCUUCAAAACAAAACUUUUAGUACAAAGAUAAAGGGGAUUAUGGCUGAAUGCAACCGUGGAAAACAUUAUGGAUUCAUUACAGAUGUGUCAAUAUUGUACCUGUUCAUGAGCCAGAUGUCCCUAAUCCUCAGGGCAGCUUCUGCAAAGCUAUCCAAUGUAUGUUAACUUCAUCAUAAUUUAAAUAAAAUGUGUACCAACCUAUUUCAGCCAGGCUGUUACAGAAAGUUAGAGAGAAUAAUAUUGGCAUAAAGACCAGUAGAAACCAUAAAGCAUGUGCACUUUUUCUCAAUCCCCACUCUUAGUUUAUCACCGCUAAUCUCUCUGACUCUCCCUUAGGUUCUCUGCUAUUUAUGUGCCUCUGACUCAUGUAUUCAUUCCUCUUUUAACCAUCCACCCCAGCCCCCACCAUCACCACUUCUGUCUCUCACUCUCCUCUAUCAUCUCCACCUCUGCUGGUCCACCGCUCCCUUCAUCUGCCUGUCCCACCUCACCGCCAGUCUGUCCGUCUGGCUGCCCCGCUGUCCAUCUGCUGUACUCUAAGUGCAGACAACUGGGGAGUGUGAUAGAUGACUUGGAAAGCAUUUCUUCCUCUGUUAAUAACAUAACAUCUGUCAGCAAUUACUUGCUGAUAAAUGCCGCCGACCCUCGCCCCUCUCUCCCUCUUACUCCAUGCCCUGCGACUCCUGCCUUCCUCCACCAUCGCUGACGUGUGCUGGGACUCUCAGCGACGGGAAAGGGAACCAGAGCGAACUCCCUUUAGAAGGAGUAUGGCUGAAGGCGAGGUAGGCUAUUGGUGCUCAGAGAUUCAGACAUUAUUCUGAAAUGGCAGGACAAAGAUUUAACUAUAGAUCCUUUUAUUGCUGUGUGCCAAUCUGGAAAUGUAAUGUAACAACAAAUGGUCAUUAUAAUGGCCAUUUGUCCGGCUCAGUCCGGCUCCUAUUUGGAUUAUUAGACCUACUAAUUUUCAGCCUUGUUUUGACAAGCAUUUGACAACCAUGAAAUGAUUCUAAGUGAUAAGGGAAGUAUUCAUUUAAAUGGAAUGAAUACAAAUUGUGGAUUAUUCACCAUAGACGGCUAGGUAUUAACAUCUAUAAAAUUGUACGCAAAAGUGAAUUGUGGAAUUAUUAUUUUAAGUUGACUGCUAUAUCAUUUGAAUAGGCCUAUAUUUGUUUACUUCCUCUGCGUCAUGCUUUCUUAACAGAAAUAAUAACAAGUCUUGAAGUAAUAGGCCUAUGUCUCAUUUUUGUCAAAUUCAAAUUGGGUGUUGUUAGCGAUGCAUUUUUGCUUGCGUGUGGAUAUUUGCAUUAUGUUUAUUUGCACAUUGAUCGCCAUUUAGGGCCCUAAUAUGCAGAGUGGAGGAAACACGGAAACACAUAUUUUCAUAUUGUAUAUUGGGAAACAAAUAUACUUUACUCUAUACACUGUAUGCACUUUUAAUCAAUGCUACUAGGAAAGGGAAUACAGACAGUUCAAUCAGCAGGGACUAGUUACGCAUAAACAAAGAAGAUUGAUAGACAAUACAAUGUUCGUUUUGGUUAUUAUACCCCAUGGUGAUCAGCUGUCAGAUGAGAUCCCCCCAUAGAGUUUAUUGGUGGACCGUGGUGGUGGGGAGGUGGCCAGAGGAGAUUCCUGGUGAGCAACUCAACUGGACCAAUCUCCUGUUGUUGGAGACAGAAGGAGCCAGAGACUAGGAGAAGGGGACGGAGAAGAGCUGCAAUGGAGUCCAAAUGAGAGUGAGGGACUGGAUGAAUUGGGUAUAUGCCGCAACAUUUCACUCAUCAAUAAAGGGGGAAAGCUGAUUGGCUGAGUAGAGAUGGGAGUGGUCAGCCCUGACUGAGAAUGUCGACAUGCAAGUUACUGAAGUAAAGGGGGAUGUAGUCUUGUUGACUUUUGCUGCAGCUAAAUUUUAAAGAUACAAUCUAAAACAUUCUAGCAUGUAGGCGGGCGGGCCGUACAUAUAUAGAUGGAAUAUAAUACAGUCUACGUGGCUGCAGUUGUGUUCUGCUUAGGUUUAUCAGAGCAGUCCUUUAUGAAGUGGAUGCAAGGAAUGUUGGAAAUUGCAUUAUAGCUAUAGGCAAUUAGGAGAAACCAGCCAGAGUAAGCUAGAUUUUAAAAAUAUACAACCAAAAGAUCAAUGAAAUGAUUGGACGAGCUUUAGAGGCAUGAAGGCAUUUUCUUUUUUUGUCUGAAAAUUUGAUUCAUUGAUCGCCGUCAGGAUGUAAAGAUAAUUUCAACAAACAUGAUAAAAAAAACCUUUUCAAUAAAUUGUCUACCAUAGCUUUAAAGUCACAAUAUCCCAUACACACACACACACACACACACACACACACACACACACACACACACAAACACAGAGUCUAUGUUCAGCUGCGUUAAAAGAUAGGCCUACAUGUAUGUGCAAUGUUUUCCUGGUGAA